Molecule: messenger RNA, 2029 nt
Organism: Cryptotermes secundus
Lineage: Eukaryota; Metazoa; Arthropoda; Insecta; Blattodea; Kalotermitidae
Product: solute carrier family 15 member 4
Exons: 10
Coding region: 359-2029 (556 amino acids)
Biological process (GO): transmembrane transport
Cellular component (GO): membrane
Molecular function (GO): transmembrane transporter activity
Source: RefSeq, a predicted model, not a curated record
CAGCUGGAUUUUGUUCUUCCACCGGUGACCAUGAAAAGUGCUGUCUUCUGAAAUGGACCAUUUACUUGCGUCACGCCGCGGAAGACAGUUCUAAUCUUGCAAGUGUAUACAACGAACAAUAAAAUGCCAAAUAACAUACAACAAUAUAACUAUUGACUCAUUGAUUCACAAUUGACUUUCCUGUGUUAACGUUGGCACCUUUUUGGGAGGACAGAUGACUGAGUGGUUGCGUAAAAUAUUUCACACACAGUAUCUGGGUUUUGUAUAUGUUCACAUGGAGUUUCUUUUUAGCACAGAAAUUGUAGCAAGUGUGUGGCUAUGAUUGCUUUGAACCAUCCGCUGUAGAUUGUAGUACCAGAUGGAAACUGAGUCCACACCACUUUUGCUGCAGCCAGCUCCGUGGGAUCCUCGACGUAGUACAAUUGCGGGUGGUUUGGUACUAGUGACUCUAACAUUGGAACGCCUAGCAUUUUAUGCAUUAGUAGCCAAUCUUUUCCUCUUUUUAAGUCUGGGAGGAUGGUCACCUCGUGGGUCAAUGACAGCAGUGCUUAUUCUGGUAGGGGUAUCACACUUUUCAGCCCUAGGUGGAGGAUGGCUUGCUGAUGGAUUAGUAGGUAGAUACUGGGCUCUUGUUAUUGGUCUAUCUCUUUAUGUGAUUGGAUUCACAUUGCUAACCAUAAUGGCUAGUGGUGUCCUCUGCCAUUGGAGCCCUGCAUCAUCAUCUUGUGUGUCUGAAACAUAUGGCAUCUUAAUUUGUGUGGGAAUUGCUGGAGGAACUGUGCGUGCUAAUAUACCAUCAUUUGGAGCAGAGCAGGUGAAGUAUGGUGGUGCUGAUUCUCUACGAAAGUUUUUUAAUUGGUACUACUGGUGUGUCAACACUGGAAGCCUGUUGGGUGUUGGAGCACUGUCUUAUGUUGCACUGGACAUGACAGAUGGAUUCCUGCGAGCAUUUGCUGGAGCAGGUGGCUGUUUACUGAUGGCUCUGAUGCUUUUUGCUUUUGGUCGCCCCUAUUACAUAGUUCAUCGGCCAGCUGGAUCAGUUCUUAGGUCCAUACUGUGCAUUCUCCAUGAUGCAAUUGGUGGCCGCUGUUGUCAGCCAAGGCAAACCAGCAUACAGAGCUCUCCAGUAUUGGAACGUCAUAGUAAUUUGGUGUCCCAGCAAUCAGUUGGUCAUCGGAACCCAGCACCCACAGCACAGUCCCCAUCAUGGCUCGACUAUGCCAAGAUUCGUUAUGGGGGCAGCCAUCACGAUUCUGCUGUGGAGGAUGUUAAACGUUUGGGAAUAAUCCUUCUCCUCUUCUUCUGUCUACUUCCUUAUUGGCUUGUUUUUUUCCAGAUAGAGACAGGAUUCCAGGAACAGGGGCUGCAUUUAAAAAUUGGCUUUCCUCAAGAUGGCAAGGCUAGCAAUUUCAAUAUGCCCACAGCAUGGCUGAGUCUGUUUGAUCAAGUAUUCAUCCUGGCAUUGAUUCCACUUAUGAAUGGUGUUGUAUAUCCAACUCUUGAUAAGAUUGGGGUUCGUGUGUCCCUUCUCACAAGAAUUGCGAUAGGAAUGGGUUUCAGUCUUCUGGCAGCAGUGUCUGCUGGAGUGCUAGAGUUUUUCUCUGUUCAGCGGUGGAGAGAGGGGCAUGGAAUUAUUCAGGUGAUUCACAACUGGACAUAUAAUGCUAGUGAUAUUUCCCUGCUGUGGCAGGUACCUCAGUAUUGUUUAGUGGGGUCAGCAGAGGUCUUUGCAGGUGUUGCUGGUCUGGAAUUUGCAUAUUCUGCUGCUCCGCGCCCACUACAGGGUGUAGCUAUGGGGAUGUUCUCUGCUAUGGAAGGUGUAGGGUCUCUGCUGGGUACAACACUUAUCUCAGCACUGAGUCCUGUGUGGAUUAGACAUGACUCUCAACACUUCCAAGGUCAUCUAGAUUACUAUUUCUUCCUGCUGGCAGGAAUCCAGGGAGUAGCAUUUGUUUUUUUUGCCAGCUGGUUGCUGGUUAGGAGAUAUCGUAUUGUCAGGCAAGAAAUUCCAGUAGGUAUUACAACUUAG